GAUCGUCGAGUGCGGGUCAGCUAUUGGUUCAUUAUGCAUAGCAAUCAAGUGAAAAUUUUAGGUACUUUGAUUUUGUUCAUUAUUAAGUGUACCAGCGACGAACUGCAACUAGUCUACCAGUGGAAUCAGAUAUCUGCCCCUAAAUUGGAUCGCGAUAAAAGCAAUGUAGUAUUCAAUUCCUCAGACGAACCCCCCAAGAACAACGAAACCUUUUACGCUUAUGGAAAUCUACCAAUGGGUGUGGCUCACCACAAGGGUCGCCUUUUUCUAACUUUUCCUCGCAGACGACCAGGAACUCCUUAUACCCUUGCCGUUAUCAACAUGAAUACAGUUCGUGAUGUUAACAAUCCGCCCAUGACUGGUUAUCCUGAGCCAAUUGUAAACACAUUACACCUGGACUAUGCUGCGGAUUCUAAACGAAUUGUCUCCGUGUAUCGUGCUCGAGUAGAUAAAUGUGAUCGCUUAUGGUUUGUUGAUACCGGUUACCUUGAAUAUCCUGGCAACAAACGUCAGGUCCAACGACCGUCCUUGUGGGUAAUUAAUCUUUCUACUGAUCGCCGCAUUCAGCGUUUCGAGAUACCAGCCGAAAUAGUCGAACUCGGAUAUGGAAUGGCCAGUGUUACAGUGGAUGUAGAACCGGAUAAAUGUGAUGAAGCUUACGCAUAUAUUCCCGACUAUGAAUGGCAAGGGCUGUAUGUGUAUAGCUUGUCACAAAAUCGAAUGUGGCGCUUCAAACAUAUUUUUUUCUCUUUCGAACCGCAAUAUGGUAAUUUUAACGUCGCUGGAAUUCGGUUUGUUUGGAACGAUGGACUAUUCUCGGUGGCCAUAGGCAACACUGAUUCAGUUACGGGUAAUCGAAUGGUAUAUCUCCAUGCGAUGGCGGCCGUAGGCGAGAUUGCCGUUUCUAAUAGUGUUUUGAAAAAUGAAACUCUGGCCCAUUCAGGAGAUGACUACAAUCAAUUGUUUAAACAUCUGGGUUCUCGCGGACCGAAUACGCAAAGCUCCAGUCAUACAUUCGAUGAAUCCACCGGAGUUCUAUUUUACGCAGAAGUGAAUCGUAAUUCUAUCGGUUGCUGGAACAGUAAGCAAAAAUUCGAUGCGGAUAACCAUGGGAUCGUGCAUUUAGAUAAUAGCAACAUGAUUUAUCCAGCCGAUUUAACGAUCGACAACGAAGGUGUUAUAUGGGUAAUUUCCAAUAAACUGCCUAUUUGGAUCUACUCGAAACUAAACGUUACUGAUUUCAACUAUCACAUAUGGCGUCAAACAGCUGAAACUGCUAUCGACGGUACGAUUUGUAUGUAAUGUUUUCAUAAACAGUGAUCGUGUGGAAAAAAAUCCAUAGAGAACAAUAAAAUUCCGGCAUUCUUUCAAAUUCAUCAAAGAA
Molecule: messenger RNA, 1384 nt
Organism: Malaya genurostris
Lineage: Eukaryota; Metazoa; Arthropoda; Insecta; Diptera; Culicidae
Product: L-dopachrome tautomerase yellow-f-like
Exons: 4
Coding region: 34-1302 (422 amino acids)
Cellular component (GO): extracellular region
Source: RefSeq, a predicted model, not a curated record